This is a messenger RNA of Pelecanus crispus (Dalmatian pelican), 1046 nucleotides long. RefSeq lists its product as uncharacterized. The record is from RefSeq and is a predicted model, not a curated record. NCBI's taxonomy places the organism in Eukaryota, Metazoa, Chordata, Aves, Pelecaniformes, Pelecanidae.
AUAAUGCCAUUGAAGCUAUUGAUGAAUUUGCUUUUUUGGAAGGACUCAGGAGACUAGUACUUCUCUACAAGUAUUUAACAAGGUGCAGGAUGCAGGACCCACUAGCUGUAGUCGUCUUUGCAGGGCUGUUGCAUGCUCCCGUCUUUGCCAGUGCUGGAGCCAUCGGCAGAGAGGACGAGCAAGGGAACCUGUUUGCAGAGAGGGGCUGCUGCAGGAGGCAGAGCCAUUUCCUCCACAUUGGGCACGAUGUCUCUGGCAGUCCUGUCAGUGUGGAUGUUGGAAAGUGCAGGUCCAGCUGCCUGUCCCAGCGCAUCAGCUCCCCCCACCCUGGCCUCCUGGGGCUCUCCAGACACUCCUCCAUGCUCGAUUUCCUUAGAAGCAAGAAGCUGCAGGUCAGGCACCCCGACUCGCCGCUGCAGACAGGAGCCCCGCGUUCCUGCCCUGCGGGUUCCUGCUGCGAGCCUGCCCGCGUGCACAUGGAGCGGCUCCUGCUCUUCGAAGGCGUUCAGGAGGUGGAGGUGGUUGACGGCUGUCACUGUAGCACGUGCCCCGAGGAAUGUCUCCGUCUCCCAGCUCUGAAAACCUUCUUUCCAGACUCUCCCUGGGAGGUCACGGUCGACGUGGGGAAAUGCUCUGACCCAACCUACAGUGCAGAUGGACUUCUCUGCGUGCCCACAAAGUUCAGCACUGCUCUAGUCAAAAACCCACAAGGCGGGGAGGUGGUUCAGACGCUGGAGAACUGCGAAAUGAAGGAAAAAUGCUAUCGCGUUUCCCAGGUGGAAUAUUAUUACGAAAUUGUGCACAGCUCUGCAGGACACAGGGAGGAACGGCUCAAGGAAAUUGAUGUGGGAAGGUGCUUGGGCAGCUGCUCCUCGGGGGAUCCCUGCUUGCUUAGGGAGUCACAAGGCGGAGAGAAAUGUCUGGUUUGGGCAGAAGCUGCCUCUGGCCGCUGUGCCCCUCACCACUACGAUGUACACACCUUCAGGAGCCGCCGGGACCGUGUUCGCACCGUCGUUGCCAUCCGGCAGUGCAAGUGCAGGUGGUAG